Mangifera indica (mango) is the source of this 2125-nucleotide messenger RNA. Its product is annotated as phosphoacetylglucosamine mutase. The coding region runs from base 98 to 1852 and encodes 584 amino acids. Lineage: Eukaryota; Viridiplantae; Streptophyta; Magnoliopsida; Sapindales; Anacardiaceae. Gene Ontology annotation, biological process: carbohydrate metabolic process; UDP-N-acetylglucosamine biosynthetic process. The transcript is spliced from 9 exons. The record is from RefSeq and is a predicted model, not a curated record. Gene Ontology annotation, molecular function: phosphoacetylglucosamine mutase activity.
UGAACAAAUUUUACCAUAAAACAGAUUACAUGGCAUAGUACAUGUAUCGGUUAGCCUUUCGAUUGCACGGCUUAGACAGAAGAAAAAAUUUUUAAGCAUGAACGAAGAACGACGGUCUCACCUUCUCAAAUCCUCAUCUCUCUUCCCUCCUCCUCCAGGGGUGAAGCUAUCGUACGGUACUGCCGGGUUUAGAGCAGACGCUUCUAUCCUUCAAUCAACGGUUCACAGAGUAGGAAUAUUGGCCGCUUUGAGAUCGUUGAAGACCCAAUCGGUGAUCGGCUUGAUGAUCACAGCUUCACACAACAAAGUCACCGAUAAUGGCGUCAAAAUCGCUGAUCCUAGUGGUGGAAUGCUAUCUCAAGAUUGGGAACCUUUCGCCGAUCAGCUCGCCAAUGCUCCCGAUCCCGAAACCCUCGUUUCCUUGAUUGAAGAGUUUGUGAAAAAGGAAAAUAUCCCCUUUGAUGGAACACAUUCAGCAGAGAUAUUGUUGGGAAGAGACACGAGGCCCAGUGGUGAAUCUCUUCUUGAAGCUGCUAAACAAGGAGUCAGUUCCGUUUUGGGGGCACUGGCCCAUAACAUGGGAAUUUUGACUUCUCCACAACUACACUGGAUGGUACGUGCUAGAAACAAGAACUUGAAAGCGACUGAAUCUGAUUAUUUUGAACAGCUUUUGAGUUCAUUCAGGUGCUUAAUGGAUUUGAUCCCUGAUGGAAGAAAAAUUAAUGACAGUGAGGACAAAUUGAUGGUGGAUGGGGCUAAUGGUGUGGGUGGAGAAAAACUCGAAAUUAUGAAGACAAAGCUGAAUGGUUUGGCUAUUGAGGUUCGUAAUGAUGGAAAAGGAGGAGGUGUGCUCAAUGAAGGAGUUGGUGCUGAUUUUGUUCAGAAAGAGAAGGUUGCUCCACAUGGAUUUAGCUCUAACUGUGCUGGGAUAAGGUGUGCAAGUCUGGAUGGGGAUGCUGAUCGGCUUGUCUAUUUCAUUGUGCCAUCAAAUAGUGGCUGCAAAAUUGAUCUUGUUGAUGGGGACAAGAUAUUGUCUUUGUUUGCUGUAUUCAUCAAGGAGCAGUUAAGUUUUCUCAAUGAGGGAGAUACAAAAGAAAAAGAUGAUUAUAGAGCUCGUCUCGGUGUUGUACAAACAGCUUAUGCAAAUGGUGCAUCCACAGAUUAUCUCAAGCGGUUGGGCCUGGAAGUUGUAUUUACGCCAACAGGGGUGAAAUACUUGCAUGAGAAAGCUGCUCAGUAUGAUAUAGGGAUCUAUUUUGAGGCCAAUGGUCAUGGCACCAUCUUGUUCUCAGACCAGUUCUUAUGCUGGCUUGAGGCCAGAAAUAACGAGCUUACUUCCAUAUCUAAAGGUUCAGAAGCCCAAAAGGCUUCUUUGAGACUGUUGGCAGUGAGCAAACUCAUCAAUCAAGCUGUCGGAGAUGCUUUGAGUGGUGUGCUCUUGGUGGAGGCUAUAUUGCGACACAUGGGAUGGUCGAUACAUAAAUGGAAUGAGCUGUAUCAGGAUCUACCAAGUAGGCAACUAAAGGUUAAAGUUGUGGACAGAAGUGCCUGUGUCACAGCAAAUGCAGAAACUGUGGCCGUGAGCCCCCCUGGCAUUCAAGAAGCUAUUAAUGCUGAAAUUGGUAUCAUUCAGACUUCGAAUCUUUGUGGUUUAGUAAUGUUGCUCACUCAUGAAUUUUUACAUCAAAACAUCAUCAAGGCAGAUCUUUCAUACGACCUUCAGGUACAGAGGAUGUCAUACGCGUAUAUGCAGAGGCGUCCACACAAGAAGCAGCAGACAGCCUUGCGAACUCUGUGGCUGAAAUUGUGGACCGAUUCCUUGGUUUCAGCAGCUCCAAAUAACUGCUUCUGACCUUUUUCUUUAACUACAGAUGACCAGUUUACCGAUUACUGAUCUCUGAUCAUUGUGGGUGCUAAAGUGCCUAAUAAUUGAGAUUUCUUAUUUGGUAUUUUACAAAAAAAAUUGUAUGUUGCAAAAUGGAAUAUGAUUUGAGACACAUGAAUGUGGAUAGUAAAAUACUUCAUUGUACUUUUAAUGGCAUGGUCGAACUUUUACAAUCGUUCGCUAUGGCCUUGAUAUUUCAGGGGUUAAUUGGGUGAAAAUAAGAGUUGGAAUUUAACAGCA